AUGGCCAAGAUUUCACAAAUUGUUCCAAGGUUGAAUAUGAAAGUAGCAUUUAUAACUGGUGGAGCUCAGGGGAUUGGAGAAACAACAGCAAGGUUAUUCGUCAAGCACGGAGCCAAGGUCGUAAUUGCUGACAUCCAAGAUGACUUGGGCCAAACUGUGUGUGAAGAUAUCGGUCUUGACAAGGCUUUAUUUGUUCAUUGCGACGUUACUAUUGAAUCAGAUGUUGAAAAUGCCAUCAACGUAACCCUUAUGAAAUAUGGCAAGUUAGACAUAAUGAUUAAUAAUGCAGCCAUCGUAGAUGAUGGAAAGCUCAAUAUUCUUGACAAUGAUAAGUUAAGUUUUGAACGUGUCAUGAGUGUCAAUGUAACCGGUGUGUUCCUUGGAACCAAACACGCAGCUCGAGCCAUGAUCCCGGCUCGUAGUGGAAGCAUCAUAAUGUUGGGAAGUGUAUCUGGGAGCAUUGGAGGGAUCAUUUCUCAUGCUUAUUCAAGUUCAAAGCAUGCACUUGUCGGGCUUACUAAGAACAUUGCAGCCGAGCUUGGCCAAUAUGGGAUUCGCGUUAAUUGCUUAUCACCACAUUUUAUACCUUCCCCAAUGGCUAAAAAUUACAUAAAUGAUCAUCCGGACAAAUACACAAAAGUAUAUUCUAACCUCAAAGGGGUUACUCUUGCCAACAAUGAUGUGGCGGAAGCUGCCCUAUUUCUAGCCAGUGACGAAUCCAGGUAUAUGAGUGGACAUAAUCUAGUGCUUGAUGGAGGAUUUACGGUCAUAAAUCCGGUUUUUGGACUAUUUGCACGAGCUACUCCUAACGAGUAGUAUAGUAGUCAAUUCUGAUGGCAUCCAUCCCCGGCAUAUUUCUAUUGUUCAAUAUUACAAUUUGCAGCACUUUUGUAUUAAAUAAG
Molecule: messenger RNA, 902 nt
Organism: Erigeron canadensis
Lineage: Eukaryota; Viridiplantae; Streptophyta; Magnoliopsida; Asterales; Asteraceae
Product: secoisolariciresinol dehydrogenase-like
Exons: 2
Coding region: 1-816 (271 amino acids)
Molecular function (GO): oxidoreductase activity
Source: RefSeq, a predicted model, not a curated record